Messenger RNA from Aphanomyces astaci, 3490 nucleotides. RefSeq lists its product as hypothetical. The transcript has 11 exons. Gene Ontology annotation, molecular function: protein binding. Gene Ontology annotation, cellular component: cytoplasm; nucleus. The record is from RefSeq and is a predicted model, not a curated record. The coding region runs from base 40 to 1353 and encodes 437 amino acids. NCBI's taxonomy places the organism in Eukaryota, Oomycota, Saprolegniomycetes, Saprolegniales, Verrucalvaceae.
CUUUCCGAAACUGUUGCAAGUGUGUAUCUGCAUGUGGGCAUGCAUGGCCAUCAGCGCAUAGGGCUCGGUGUCAGCACCGUGUGCUAUCUGGUGACAUGGUUCACACUCUGCGACCAGCAUUGGGCGUACGACGUUUCAAGCCUUACGUCGUUUGGGCUGUGGUCCUACACCGGCACGGGAGUAUCGAUCAAGCUGGUCAACGCUGGCGCAGAUAAGCUUGGCUUCGACGUGGUCACGCCCAGCUUACGCCCGAGCACGUUUGGGACGUUCUGCUCAAUUCCCUCCAUCCACACGCACGAUCCAUGGUGUGGCUCGGCCACGGACUCAGCACGCGCGUUCCACAUCCUGGGCUUCUUUGCCGGCACCGUUAGCUACAUCAUUAGUACCCACGUCGUGUUCGAGCGUCCAUAUCCAUCUUGGGAUGGCGGGGGCGCCAAGGCGACGUUGCCUUGGGCUACAUUUCUCUCGUUUUGGCACGGAGUAUGCUCGCUGCUCGUUGUGUUGUCUUGGGGGCUGGCACAAGAAGCCAUGGAUGUCAUGUGCGUGGCCGACAACCUCACCAAGAAGCGCCCGUGCAUUUCGGCUACGUUUACUUAUUAUGUGGUUGUUGGGAAUGUUGUGGCACCGUUCUUUCUGUGGUGGUGGUGGCGGCAUGCCCACCUUUGGCUCGAAGCCAAGCACACGGGGGCAUUGAUGGACGGGUUUCUCUUGGCGGCGAAAACAGACGACAUUGACGAAAUUCUGGGCCAAGUCGCAGCCAAAGCAGACAUCAACGCGUUGGGAUCUGACGGCCGCAACGCACUGCAUUGGGCGUGUGCUCUCAACCGCAGCACUGUUGUGCAUAUUCUGGUGAAAAAGGGGGCCAACAUUAGCCAAAAAGACAGAGAUGGAUGGACACCGUUGCACUGGGCCAGCCGCAUGGGCAAUCCAGACGUUGUUCGGCUGCUUGUCAAGCAUGGCGCCGACGUGAAUGCCAAAGACACAUGGGGCACCACGCCGUUGAUGCUGACGGUGCUGGGGAAAAGCAAGACUGGGGCACAGUGCCUCCUCGAGUUGGGGGCCAACAUCAACGCGAGAAAUGUGUUUGGUCAGACUGCCAUCAUGCUCUGCGUGGCAGAAGACGCAGAAAUGCAUGCGUUCGUGGUCAUGCUGAUCAACGCCGAUGCGUCGCUGAAGACCCGUGAUGUACGAAGCUUGUAUGUUCCCACAACGGGGUGUUCCGUGUUUCUACCGGUAGUUUCAAGGCAUGAACGUCCUGCACUACGCCGCGAGCGCGGGACUCAAAAAUAUUGUCCAAGCGCUAGUCGAGUGCUGCUUGCCCGACCAACUCGUUCAAGUGAACAAGUAUGGUGACACGCCAUUGGCCGAAGCCCGCCUUCGAGGACGCGCCAACACGGUGGCCCUUCUGGAGCAUGCGAUCGAUCCAGCGUUGCCACCUCCAGAGUAUGCAGCCAGUGAAGGCGACGAAGACCCCCGACCGCGGCACUCGACGACGUUGUCUACAGAGGCUGACGACUCGAAUGACGACGAAACAUGAUAUGUAGAGCACAAAAUAUCAAGUUUCAGUAAAUAGUCGCGCUAGGCUAACUCUAAUUUUUCCAACAAGAGCGAGGUUCCUUUUUGUGCCUUGUGCGCCGGCGUCCAUUUGUUGCCCUUGAGGGCCUUGACCAAAGCUGGCUUUCCGCCCGCCACGUCGAGGAACGCGAGGAGAACGUACGCGCCACGGUUGGAUUCCGCCCACUGGGAGACGCGGGACGCAGGUAGCGCCGCGAGAAGCGCGGGGCCGACCGACGUCGUGUGCUGGAUCAGGCGCUGCAGGUGCUUGUGGGCGAUGGCAUCGGCGAACAGAGGUUCAAGGGUGCCAUCGGUAGGGGUUUCGUCGUGGACGACGGUUUUCACGACCGCGUCAAGGAGCUCGGCAUUAUCCGACUGCUUGGUGACCUCAAACAAAACGUGGCCGCCGCUCUUGGAGCGAAGCAGCGCGUCAACGUCCCCGGCGCACAUGGUUUCGAUGGGGGUCUUGAGACCUGCCCACAGUUCAUUGCGGCGGGUGUCGGGGUCCUUUUUGUAGUUGACCACGAGUUCGUUGGAAUCGUUGUCGGCAGGGACCAUGGGAGGUUGCAGCAGCGCAAUUUCGUCCGGGCCAAGGUACUUGGUGUUGAGAGGCGAGAGCAGUUGGAGCAGGACCUUGCUGCCGUUCUGGUGCAACGCCACGCUGAGCCAGUGGUCUUGCAGCUCAGACAAGACCGACUUUUGAACCAACACGGUGUCAUCCAACACGUCUAGCACGCGCAGCAGCACGAGGUACCCGCUGAUGUGGUUGGUUGCUUCGAGCACUUUGUCCUUGAGGGUCUUGAUCACGCGCUUGCGAUCUUUGGCAUUGCCCAAUGACAAGCACUUGACCACGACCUUGGCUCCGGCGCGAGUCGCCAAGAGCGCCACCGCCGCGUCGCGGAUGUUAGGGAUCAUGGCAUUGACCUGGUCCGGGGAUGCCACCGUCAAGUACUCGAGCAUCAAAGCUUGCACGAACGCAAGGCCGAGCAGCUGCUUGUCCACCAUCCGGUUGAGCACGUCGGCCACGUGCGUGAGGAUCUCCUGCUUCUUGGCCGGCGAUUGCUCGACCACGUCCGCCAGCGUCUUUUUCUUGGCCUCCAUCUCCGACUUGAAGUACGCAAAUUCCUUGCCGUAAAACUCGAGCUUGAGCCCGCUCAGCUGGCGCGGCUGCAAAAAGUCCUGCGCGCACUCCAAAAUGGUCGCGGCCACGUUGUGCGUGGCGAUCUUGACCACGCUGCCCGUGAGCUCCUUGACAAUCAGCGCGCGGUCGUCCUUGGACCCGUACUUGAGCAUCUUGGUCACCAAGAAGCACCCGUACUGGAGCUUGGCCAUUUCCAGAAUGUGUGGCAGCAUCUCCUUGAUCGUACUGCUGCGGUGCGCCACCGUGCCGUACUUGAGCAGCGACUGGAUCACACGCGACGCGUCAUGCUUGGCGGCAACGUCGUGAAUUUUGCCAGACACCAAGUGGAACAAUUCGUCCACAAGCGGCACACGCUUGACCUUGUCAAAGUCGCGCUCACGAAUGAGGUUCCAGAUCUCCUUGGCGCGCUUCACCAUCUCGUAAUGCGGACUACUCAUCUUGCGCUGCAGCUUGUAGUCGACAGGGGUCGCGGACUUGUCUCCCUUGCCCUGCCAAGGUUUCUUGUCGCCGUCCUUUCCUUGCCAAGGCUUCUUGGCACCAUCUUUUCCCUGCCAAGGCUUCUUGUCUCCAUCCUUGCCUUGGAAUGGCUUCUUGGCACCAUCCUUGCCCUGCCAAGGCUUCUUGGCGUCUGUCUUCUUGAAGGAUGGUUUGCCAUCAGCACCACCUGCCUUUUGCGCUUUGGACGACGCGUCCUUUGUCUUGAAGCUGGCGUCCGAGGCCGACCGCUUCUUCGGGUUCGUGUCUUGAGGCGCCAUCUUGUGUUUGGAGUAGCAAAACUGUGCUGCUUCAAACAAG